ACAACUAUAAUUAGAGGGUUGAUUUUGUUAUUUUUGGAACUUGGGUUUUAUGUAGUUGCCCCUAUAAAAUGGGAAAGGCCUAUUCGAAGUUGAAACGUCAUCGUUUUAGAGGAGAAAAAAACCAGAAUAGCCUGAGAAACCACAACAGAGGCAAAAACGAGCCAUUACAGCAAUACAUUGGUGUCAAAUACUGAUUUGGCAAAAUUUGCUGCCAAAACGGUUAAGAGAAAAAAAAAAAAAAAAAGAAAAACAGACCAGCUGGGUUCGAUCGUACGUAUGUAUCUAAAACUCAACUCUUAAAAGCACAUCGUUUCUGUUUGGUUAUGUUCUGUUCUGUUCUGUUCUGGCUCUCUUAAGUUACAACAAAAUCAUCCCAGAAUUUUAGUGCUUUAUUGUUGAAUGUGAAAUGAAAAUGGAAGGGGUUGAAAGAUCAGAGUUGAGGAAGUUGCAGAAGGAGCAGGAGAGAGAACGACGGCGUUUAAGGGAUAGACAAAGAAGACAAUCUAUGAGUGUUGAAGAGAGGGAAAAACAUCUUGCUAGACGUCGAAGGAAUUACCAACUUAGAAGAUUAAGAGCUGGAAUUGGAAUUGCUCCAUCUCAAUCUGAACACGAACACGAACACGACCAAGAACAAGAACAAGAACAAGAACCAACUUCCUCAACCGAUCAGCUUCUUGCAUUACCUUCCUCGGAUCCUAGUACUGCUCAAUGUAAUAAUGAUGUUCUUGCUAUUGAAUCUCAUCAAGCUGUCACAAACUCCACAAACUCUGAAAGUUUAGAGGUUCCAGUUCAUAAAUUGGCCCAGUUUUCUGGGCAGCUGAGAUUAAAUCGUGUAAAGAGUCUUGCACGGUCGUUGAAUGGUCAUGUUGGUGACAAUCAUGUGAUGAUAAAGGCAAACGAAGUUUCUAGUGAUAUAAUGGCUAAAGGGUUGCGGUUGAAUCGUGUUAAAAAUCUUGCGCGGUCAUUGAAUUCUGCUGUGAAAGAGAGUUCCAAUCAAAACCACCCAAGACAGAUAGAAGGAUGAGCCUCUUUCUUGUUCUAAUUUGGUCUGCGACAUACGAGGAUGAAAUUUACUUGGCUCCUUCAAAAUGUCUUGAUUGAGGAUGUGUAUGUAAGUUGCUUAGAGAGUGCAAAUUUCCUCUGAGCUUCAUGUGUAGUAUACAGCCUUUGUAUAUAGCUGGAUUGAAGAAAUAUCAUAUUGGCUUCUUUAAGGAUGAAAAUUGUUUAGCAAGCCUUUCCAAAAUCUAAAAUGUUCUAAUUUGUUAUUUUUGCUAAGAUGAUUAAAUUAGUUUCAGGAAGUGGAUGUAACUUGUAAACAUUGUAACAUUGUAGCUUUUGGAUGAGGAUUGGAUGAACUGUUUAACUGCAUUUGUAUCCUAUGCAGAAAUUAUUCAAAACUUCUUGUUCUUGUGUUUUCUGCAAAACAUCUGCUAUCUCGAUGAAGAAUUUGGUUCAUUCUGUUAAUAGUGCUUUUGGUAUGCACCUAUAACCAAUGAAUGAUGGAUGAAUAAUGUAUAUGAUUUUGUAAGGCUCAAACUGACAGCUUUAUCAAGAACCGAGGGAAAACCAAAUGCGGAUCAAGGAUGUAACAAACAGAGACCUGAAUUUUAGUGUAAAAAAAUGAGUCCUAAAAGAAAUCAGAAUGACAAAUGCAGCUCUAGCCAAUCCUGAUAUCUGUCUUAGUUGUGCUUCUUGUGAAAUGGUCCCAGAAUCAGUCUUUCAAUCUGAUAGCAUCUUCUUGAACCUCUAGAGGUACAAUUUUGACAAAUAGCUGUAUGCUGUAAUAUCUGAUAUUAGUUCUUAUUUGUUAGGUUUUGUAGUUGUAAUUACAGUGCAGAUACUUAUAGUUUCUUUUGCCCCUUUGGUUUAUUCUCUAUAUUCAUGCUAGAAUACUUGAUCUUUAGUGAAAAGCAUACAUUGGACAGCUCCUGCUUCGGACUAAUUAUAUUCUUAAUGCUUAAUUAUUCUUGCAGGAUGGAAAUUGAUACUGUAAAGGGCAUUGUGGAUAUCGGAGAUGGGUAUUCUUUGAAGUUAACAGAGUGAUAGGAAAAAGCCAUGAACUGGAGAUAGAUUCUGUUAUUAUAUUUGAUUUUUUUUUUUUCUUUUUCUUUUGGGAUGCAUUUCUCAUACAUAAUGAUUUAUUCUCAAUCAAGUAGCUAAAUUCUGUAAAUUGGUCUUUGUUUUUGGAUUCUUUUUGUU
Molecule: messenger RNA, 2199 nt
Organism: Pistacia vera
Lineage: Eukaryota; Viridiplantae; Streptophyta; Magnoliopsida; Sapindales; Anacardiaceae
Product: glutamic acid-rich protein
Exons: 5
Coding region: 407-1024 (205 amino acids)
Source: RefSeq, a predicted model, not a curated record